Molecule: messenger RNA, 1392 nt
Organism: Zasmidium cellare ATCC 36951
Lineage: Eukaryota; Fungi; Ascomycota; Dothideomycetes; Mycosphaerellales; Mycosphaerellaceae
Exons: 2
Coding region: 1-1392 (463 amino acids)
Biological process (GO): oxalate metabolic process
Source: RefSeq, a predicted model, not a curated record
AUGAAAGUCGUCUCAGCACUUGCGGUCGGGCUUGCUCUCAGCCUUCAAGUCGAGGCUGCUGCGACGCCACCAUACCCAGCCAAGCGAGAUGCCGCUCCCAGAAAGGCAUUCAAUUUCAAGCGUGCACUGCCAUCGAAUAUCGAUUCAAAGCACUUGCGACCCGUGCUGGAACGUCGCCAGGACAGCAGCGAGGAGGUCAUUGGAUCUACUCAGCCUGAUCCCACUGUUCCAGGUUAUGCUGAGGGCGCUUUCGCCAGUGGACAGCCGAUAAGUAGCAACGGCAGAGGCUCUUUCCUGUCCGGAGGCACGAACAACAGGAUUGACAUUGAGAACCCCAGUAAUCUGGGCCAAGAAUCUACUGACAGCGGUUUCGUUCCCAAUUUGAAGUGGCGUUUCUCCGACUCCAAGACUCGCCUUCUCAAAGGCGGCUGGGUGCGUGAGCAGGUCAUUCAAGAUCUGCCUUCCAGCAAAGACAUAUCGGGAGCUCAGCAGCAUCUAAAGAAGGGGGCGGCUCGUGAGUUGCAUUGGCAUCGGGUUGCGGAGUGGGGUUUCGUCUAUGCUGGUCGUGUGGCUGUCUCCGCAGUAGAUGAGAAUGGUCAGAAUCAAUGGGAAGUCCUCGAAGUCGGCGAUAUCUGGUACUUUCCAAAGGGCGCAGCGCAUACCAUUCAAGGUCUUGAGGACGAGAACGAGUAUCUGCUCGUAUUUGAUGAUGGUAACUUUGAGGCAUCUGGAACCACAUUCAACGUCGACGACUGGAUUUCGCACACUCCCAAGGACAUCCUGGCGAAGAACUUUGGCGUCAACGCUUCGCUGUUCGAUACUGUACCAUCUCCCAACCCAUACAUUGCAGCAGGCAAUGUCUCGCUUGAGGGUAUUGACUCUCCCUACGGCAAUCUGAGCAGUGGCAACGGAUCAUACGUGAUCCAUUCUGGCGACGUCGAGCCAAUCCAGGCUCCAGGAGGUGGCGGCACCAUUCAGAUCUUCGACUCCCGCAGCUUCCCAAUCUCCACAACAAUCGCCGCUUCAGUUGUCACCAUCAAGCCUCGCGGUCUACGUGAGCUUCACUGGCAUCCCACAGCUGAGGAAUGGAUCUUCUUCGCCCAAGGGCAGGCACGAGCAACUGUCUUCAUCGGCAACGCCGCGGCUCGUACAUUCGACUUUGCUGCUGGAGACACUGCUGUGUUCCCGGAUAACUCGGGUCACUAUGUUGAGAACACUUCCGAUUCGGAGGAUCUCAUCUGGAUCGAGAUCUUCAAAGCUGAUCGUGUGGCCGAUAUCUCUUUGACCCAGUGGUUGGCGUUGACUCCUGCUCCAGUCGUGGCUCAGGUAUUGAACAUCUCCGUCGAUGCUGUGAGAGGCCUGAAGAAGGAGAAGCAGUUGAUCAUUGGUUAG